Aspergillus tubingensis is the source of this 1251-nucleotide messenger RNA. Its product is annotated as M20 family metallopeptidase. Gene Ontology annotation, molecular function: hydrolase activity. Lineage: Eukaryota; Fungi; Ascomycota; Eurotiomycetes; Eurotiales; Aspergillaceae. The record is from RefSeq and is a predicted model, not a curated record. The transcript has a single exon. The coding region runs from base 1 to 1251 and encodes 416 amino acids.
AUGAAAUCCCCCAUCUCUCUUCUCGCGGCCGUCGGCGUAGCCUCGGCUGCCUCCCCGCAGACCCUCUUGUCCCUCGCCUCCACCGCGUCCGACAUCAUCGACGCUUCGCCUUUCCUCUCAUUCCACCGCGACAUCGUCCAGAUCCCCUCCGUCUCUGGUAACGAGACGGCCGUAGGCACCUUCGUGGCGGAAUUCCUCGAAUCGCACAACUUCACCGUCAUCAAGCAGCCCGUCCCCUCAUCCUCCAAAGGCGACCCCAACCGCUUCAACAUCUUCGCCUACCCAUCCACCUCGCCUUCCCAAGACCGCCCUGAGAUCCUCCUGACCAGCCACAUCGACACCGUACCCCCCUUCAUCCCCUAUGGGCUCCACGAUGACGCAAACAACAACUCCAACAUCCUCAUCUCCGGCCGCGGCACCGUAGACGCCAAAGCCAGCGUCGCCGCCCAGAUCUUCGCCGUCCUCGAUACCCUCGAAUCCAACCCAUCCGCCAGCCUAGGCCUCCUCUUCGUUGUCGACGAAGAAGUCGGUGGCCUCGGCAUGCGCACCUUCUCCGACAACUCCACUCUCAAUCCUUCCCCGUCCCCCUACCAUACCGUCAUCUUCGGUGAACCCACCGAGCAGGCCCUCGUCGCCGGCCACAAAGGCAUGCUGGAGUUCCCCAUCAUUGCAACUGGCCAAGCCGCUCACUCGGGAUACCCCUGGCUCGGUAGCAGCGCCAUCUCCGCCCUCUUGCCCGCUCUAUCGCGGGUUGAUCGUCUAGGCAAGAUCCCAGAAGCGGAGGGCGGACUUCCCGCGAGCGAUAAAUACGGCGAAACGACCGUGAACAUUGGGCGCGUGGACGCUGGUGUCGCGGCCAACGUAGUGCCCUCGUCCGCGAUCGCUGAAGUGGCGAUCCGUCUGGCGGCGGGCACGCCCGACGAGGCGAGGGACAUUGUUGCACGUGCGGUGAGAAAUGCCACUGGUGGUGAUGAGCAUGUGUACUGCGAUUUUGCUGCGUAUUCUGGUGGGUACGCACCUCAGGACCUGGACACAGACGUCCCCGGAUUCGAGAUCACCACGGUGAACUAUGGUACGGAUGUGCCGAACCUGAAGGUCUCCGAGGGAGUCAAGCGCUAUCUGUAUGGCCCGGGUAGUAUCCAUGUUGCGCAUGGUGAUAAUGAGGCUAUCACUGUCGGACAAUUGGAGGAGGCGGUCCGUGGGUACAAGCGGCUCAUCGAGGCUGCUGUGCAGCGGGCUCGCAGGAAUUAA